UGAAUCCACGGACGACGAGGGUAUCCAGUUACAGAUAAAACAGACGACCCAGAGGAGCGUCUGGCUGGAUUCAUGGGGUAUUAUCAAACAACAGGCCAUGCUAGCCAACUGGACCAGACUUACGGGCCUGUCCUGAAUCAUCUCCUAGCAAGGAAGUCUGAACGUGACCGCCUGGAGAACCUUCGGGAUAUUAUUAGGGCCAUUAUUCUACUUGCCACGCCAUUCUCGGUCAAUUCCCUAGCAGCACUGAUGAAUAUGGAGCCAAAGGAAAUAGACCUGAAGCUGGAGUACCUUUAUUCAGUCAGGGACAUGCCUGUUGAUUCCAAUACUCCCGUUCGAAUGCUUCACCAGUCCUUUCGAGACUACCUCAGAGUCAUCCCCCAAGCAGCCAGAGAACAGCGACCAGGACAAUCCUUUCUUGGUUGAGGAGACGGAGGCCCACAUGAUAAUUGCUUUUCAAUGCAUUGGGCUGAUGCAUACGAAUCUUCGCGAAAAUCCAUUUCAUCUGCCUGACGAGGGCCCCAUGCCGAACAAGCAUGGCUACAGCAUCUCACUAGAGCUUCAAUGCUCCUACCCUCUUGAAUAGAGCAAGUCGCACCAAGUUCAAGCUCUGGGGCCAGAGACAGUGAUGCAUGCAGCUGGAAUGACUGUGUUGCCGGAGGCGGUGGGCGUAAUGUCAUAGCAGGUAACUGCAGCUAUAAAUAAUGGCGCAGCUAAAGGGGGCAGAAGAAACGGCACAAGAAGUUGGAACGGCGCAUUUGGGACCGGAAAUGACUAUUCAACUGGUAUUGGUAGACAUGAAGGCUUUGGUAACUCGAGUCCUAGCAUAUUAGGUGGGCAGACGUGGUUUAAUAUUCGAAUAGUGCAGUGUUAAUUAUGAG
Messenger RNA from Aspergillus ruber CBS 135680, 881 nucleotides. RefSeq lists its product as uncharacterized. NCBI's taxonomy places the organism in Eukaryota, Fungi, Ascomycota, Eurotiomycetes, Eurotiales, Aspergillaceae. The transcript has a single exon. The record is from RefSeq and is a predicted model, not a curated record. The coding region runs from base 73 to 426 and encodes 117 amino acids.